This is a messenger RNA of Closterium sp. Naga37s-1, 1110 nucleotides long. The record is from the annotation of a GenBank genome assembly. Lineage: Eukaryota; Viridiplantae; Streptophyta; Zygnematophyceae; Desmidiales; Closteriaceae.
AUGCCUCCGAAGAACUCGCGUGCUAAGCCCGUGGUUGAUGCUCCUGCUGGUGGGAGUGAUCCUGCAGGCAAGACAUCGCCAAGCAAGGGAAAGGAGAUUGUUGAUAAUCUUCCGUCGGAAGCAGAGGUGACGGCUGGCAGCUCCGGACUUACUCUUGAAGAGAAGCUGAAGGCGCUGGCGACGGUGGUCUCGGGUGAUUCCUUCAUCGAAGAUGAUUCGGAUGAGGAGCUCGACAUUGACGCGACUAAGAGCUCUUACCCGCAUCUGCGUUUCACGGCGAUCCUGCUCUUCUCGGUUAUCCCCUCUCGGGAGGUUGCUUUGGUCAUUCUGACAGUGAAGACGCUGAUGAAACGCGUUUGGUCUAACCUGCUUACUGAUGAUGUUCUUGCUUCGGUGAAGUUCCAGGAGCUGCUUCCUGCCUUCGUCGCCAAGACCCGCUACAGUCGGCUUCAGGUUUCAUUCCUGCACGAAUCGGACGCGGUGAACAUCAAGCAGACUACGGUGGAGCAUAAGCGUCAGAACGGCACGACGCUCCACUGUUUCUGGCUGCAUCAAGAAGACGCGGCUUACCUUCGCAAGAAGGCUUUGAGCCCGCAGCUGCUGGAGGUUUUCUUCAAGAACGUACCUGCUGACAUCCCGCUGGAGUUGGUUAAGGAGAUCAUGGUGGCUCACCCGCUCAAGAUCCGGAAGCAGUCUGCCUUCGCCGAAGGCCAUUGCUUCCACCGUGUCCUGCACCCGGUUACUGGAGCUGAUACUGACAAGAUUAAGGGUUUGGUGAUUCCGCACGCUGGCGACAAGCACCGCUGGCGUCAUGAGUUCCGUCACCAGCUGCUGGGAGGAACGACCCUCUGCCUCUCUCCGCGCUUCCGCGCUCACCACCCCGCUGCUGCUAGACGCGGCUUUUGUGCUGAUCUCCACGGGAAGCAACCGGGAGGGGUGGCUGUGUACUCUCGAAUGUUGCGGGAAGGUCCAUGGCAAGUCUUUCAUGGUGGCGGCAGACCAUAUCACCUCGACCAUAUCCUGUUGGGGCUGGAGAAGCUGGGUACGGCCACUCGCGGUUCCCUGGAGAGGCUCGGUCUGCAUGUCAUCCGCAAGGAGUUCGGGAUCUGA